UCUAACAGAGGAGGAGAGCAGGGACUGCAGAGACACCAGAAGAGUUUCUGAGUCAAGUCUUUCUUUCUUGUUAGUAAUGAAGUUUUCUGUUGUGCAAGUUUUUACUGCACUGAUACACAAGAGGAUUAUUUUACCUGUCAGACCAUCUCUGACGACGUGAUCCGACAUUCAUCUACCUCAGCAGCUUCUGUUUGGAAGCAGAUUCCAGCCGGCACUCUACCUCUAACAUCCUCCCUCCAACAUGAGCGAUGACAGGGAGAGACACUGGCCCGAAGAGCGCUGGAGCCAGAGCCAGAGCCACGGAGCCAGACAGGCCCCCAACGUGAAACCCAAACUCGGCCAGAAAGAGAAGAACAGCAAGGAGAACCAGUGGAAGAGGGCGAGCACUCCGAAAGUGAGGCGAUCCAGGAGCACCGACUCAGAGAGGGUGGAUAGAGGGAGGAGGAGAGAAAGAGACAGGCAGCAGGGAGAGAGGAGACAGCGCGGGAGGAGUGAGGAGGCCCGGAGACGAGACAGGAGAGAGGGGGACAGCGACCGGAGGAAGGUGAAGCCCCCUGAGGAUGAUGUGGAGGACACUGAGUGCGCUGUGUGCUUCUGCUCCUACGACAACGUCUUCAAGACCCCGAAGCUGCUGGCGUGCGGGCACACCUUCUGCCUGGAGUGCCUCGCUCGCAUCAACGUGACCUCCCCUGAGCUCAAGGCCCUGUCCUGCCCCGUGUGUCGUGAGCUGACUGAGCUCCCCCACGGCCAGGACCUGCCCCGCCUGGGCAACAAUGAGGGCAUCAUAGGCAAACUCCCGCCCGACAUGCAGAGGGCACUGUCCAUCCGCUUCAAGCGCAGAAAGGGCAAACUGGUCCUGAAGAACCCACCUCCCACCAGCCCCACCAAGUCUACUGUCCUCGCCCUGCCCAAGAAGAGUCAGGAUGCGCAGGUGACCGCAGGUGGUGACCUCCACCUGAGUGCAGUGGAGCAGGGAAUAGUGCCGACCACUGUGGUGGACGUGGGCAGGCCUCCAAACAGGGUGAGAGGUCGCCUGCGCAGGUUGUUCCGCUCGGACCAGUGCUACUACGCCGUGGUGGCGUCCAUCAUCACCAUCACUGUGGCCCUCAUGCUGGUGGGGAUUCUGGCCUUUGUGAUCAUACCGAACGUGAUCCAGCGGAGGCCUGUUCCGACACUGAACCAAACAUUCGUCGGUACCCAAGUAACCGGAGGUAGACUCACAACACCCUGAAGGGGGCAGGGCCGAUCACGCAAAGACUUGUUGUGGUUCUCAGUGAUACUUGUGCCUCCCUUUUUUUCCCUCUUGGUGAGUAAUGGUGAAGGAAGGAAACAAACUAAGCACUGGGACACGUUCGAGCUGGUUCACCUGCAGUGACGUGAAGAAAUGAAGGAAAACAAGGACAGCAACUUUUUUUUUUUUAAACAUGGGACAGACGGACACACACAGGGCAAACACACAUGUUUUGUUUUUUGUUUUUUUGUUACCUUUGUGUUCUUUUCUGAGCAUGUUUGUGAUUACUGUGAAAACCAGAAAGAAAUUCUGUGUGUAAAAACAAAAAGAAAAGAAAACUGCUCAUAAUGCUGAAUAAGCUGUAAAUGUUGAAAUGCACUAAAUCUUUUGAUUGCAUCAGUCUGAGCUCAAUAACCACUUCAGGGUUUCUAGAUCUUAUGUGUUUAUAGAGCAGCUCACUGUACAUAGCCAGAGAUGAUUUAUAUAUUUGUAAAUAUUUUCUCUUUUCCCUCGUAAGAACUGACUUCCCCGUCGUAUCAUCAAAUAAAGCCUUGUUUGAGACACUGAAAACUCCUCGCUCAGGAUUUCCAAAACACGUGAUGACAAUUCUAUUUCAAUAAGAUAAUCUGGAUUUUUUUAAAAAUAUCAUUUGGAAAUUAAA
Messenger RNA from Seriola dumerili (greater amberjack), 1892 nucleotides. It is a transcript of the gene rnf183, whose product is annotated as RING finger protein 225-like. Lineage: Eukaryota; Metazoa; Chordata; Actinopteri; Carangiformes; Carangidae. The transcript has 2 exons. Gene Ontology annotation, biological process: protein ubiquitination. Gene Ontology annotation, molecular function: ubiquitin protein ligase activity. Bases 242 to 1231 code for a protein of 329 amino acids. The record is from RefSeq and is a predicted model, not a curated record.